CUUCCAUUUUCACAACAUAGCAGCAGCAGCAGCCCACCCAAACAGAUCACGAGUCCUUCUAAGUUUGCAGUUUUAAAGCAAACUGUGAGUCCUCUGCGACAACGGCAGCCGCUGGAAGACCAAGACCCCAACUCUCAAGACAGUGGCUAUGGAGCUUUCUUGGAUAAAGAUGAAGCAAAGUCUGGGUUUCGGUUUGUGGAACCAAAUGGUCUGGCUCCCAGGAGACAUCUUUCAGAACAGUCGCCAAAGAAGGAAAUUUCUCCCAUCUGUUCUCCUCGAAAAAAAAUCAGUGGUCAGUCGAACUCGCCUCUCUUUCGCAGUCUGUCUUCUGGAAGUGAGUCUGUCGACGAUGGUUUCACAGAACUUCUCGAUCUUGAGAAAAUGGAAGAAACUGCAUAUCUGCCUACAGGAAUCACUAGUCUCCUUUCAGGCCCUAUCAUCAGAGAUCACCACACAAUCGCGAAUCUGUCACGUUCUCCAAAAGAAGAGAUUCCGAGAUCAAACCUUCAACGCAGUCUUUCACUAGUGGACAAUCUUACACCAGCAUCAAGCAGGGCGCGUCAUUGCUUGUUCAAGCCUUCGGCUUCGGCGCAUGCUCACGUACAAGAGGAUGCCAGCGGGCCGAUUGAACUGGAGACUUUACGUGCCUUUAAGCGUCCUGACCCACCAUGCGAUAUCGGACAUCUUCAAUCAAAACGGCGGAAAUCAAGUUCAUUACAUGUUAUCCGAGAGAAUGUUUUGACUUCCAGCUCACCCAACCUCCAGCGAAGCUUCUCUGAAACAGAAGCCACCAUUAAAAAGGCUCUGCUAAGAUCUACUCAGAUUCCAGACCUAAUAGGAGAUUUUAGCAGGCCAUUUAUUUUACCGUUGAUGGAAGGUCGACAUCAAGAUCUCAAAACUAUAUCAGCAGAUACCUUAGCAUCUCUUUUGAAUGGAAAUUUCAAUGAAGAAGUGGAAGCCUACACAAUCGUUGACUGCCGGUAUCCAUAUGAAUAUGAUGGAGGCCACAUCAAAGGGGCAAAAAACAUAUUUACCAAAGAACAAAUAUUUAAAGAAUUUGUAGACAUCAAACAACCAGCACAAAAUCAAGACACUGGAGAUUCAUCACAAGAAAAUGAAACAUCUGUAGGUGGAAAGCGGAACAUUUUAAUCUUCCACUGUGAAUUCUCAUCAGAGCGUGGGCCCAGUUUGUUCCGAUUUUUACGUAACUCGGACCGGGACCGAAACAAAGAAUCCUACCCAACACUUAACUACCCAGAGUUAUAUCUGCUGCACGGUGGUUACAAGACAUUCUUUGAAAGGCACGGUGACAAGUGUGAGCCUUGUGCGUAUCGACCCAUGCUUGACCCUGAUCACGAGACUGACCUGCGACAUUUCCGCUCAAAGUCAAAGUCCUGGAAUGGAGACAGUAAGAGUCGUUUGGCACUUCGCAGCAAUCUCAAGCGCUUAGGUUUAUAAAAAUUGGCAGUUGGAUAUUACGUGUUUAUUAUUGAUUGUGUCCAAGUUACGAAUUCUUAUCAUGCAAAUAAAUUUGAUGACUCACAUGACAUUUCAUUGAUAAAUUCCAUAACCUAGUGGGUUGCUAUGUGUUUUGUGUUGUGGUGUAGAUCAAUGGAAUGAAAAAUAUUUUGCUUAGUUGAAUAAAAUAUGAGUUUUGUUUUAGUUAAAAGACUUUGGAUCAGAAUAUGAAUACUUGGACAAUACAUCGUGUCAUAAAUUUUAAAGUUGCAGAUGAUUUAAUUUGGCAUAUAGAUUCUAGAAAGUGUAGUGCUUAAUUGAGUGUCAUCUGUUUAAAUGUGUUCAUCAGUGUAAUAAUUUUAAGAACUGUAGUCGCCAAAAAUAUAUAUAAACGUUAUUUGAAGACAUACAUGCAUAAAACGAUAUCUGAUAGAUCUCAAUGGAUACGAAUUGCAUCAUCUCAUUAAUAUAAGAUUUCACUUUUUGACAAGAAAACAUCCUGUGAUCUCUUUUAUAUAGAUGUGAAAUAAUGGUGGUUUUUGAUGCACAAUUGGAAUUUAGUGAAGCAGUGCGCAUGUCUCUUAUUAGAUUAUGGGAAUACACUAGAUUACGCUUAGAAUAUUACCUCAAAACCCAUAACUGAAUAUGAAAUUGGGAAGAGAUGUUGAAAAAAUUUGAAGAAAUCUGUCUUAUUAAUAUUCUACUAUUGCCAUUUUUUUUUCCAGAAUACAUGCUGAAUAUAUAUAUAUAUACAAAAUUACACAUAAGUUUACUUAAUAAAACUCCAAUGUGAACUAAAUAUUUCAAACUUAGGCAAGUUAUACGUUAAAAGAUGAAUUAUUUUUUGCCACAAUCUGUUUUUAAAUUUUGUAGUAUAUUCUAAAAUAUACAAGUCUAAGAAACUUCAGCCAUUUGACCCAAGAAUAUGCAAGUAAUGAGUAUUUCUGAAGUGCAGAAAAAGAGAAAUCUCAUGACAACGAUGCUUGGUGACAUUAAAUUUUGUUACUUUUAAGUUUUUUGUAUAAUUCAUGAAAAUAGCUGCAUAACAUUGUUGUACAGAGUAAAUCAGCAAUAAAUAACUGCUUAUUUCAUA
Zootermopsis nevadensis is the source of this 2551-nucleotide messenger RNA. RefSeq names its product M-phase inducer phosphatase. Gene Ontology annotation, biological process: positive regulation of G2/MI transition of meiotic cell cycle; protein dephosphorylation; G2/M transition of mitotic cell cycle. The record is from RefSeq and is a predicted model, not a curated record. Lineage: Eukaryota; Metazoa; Arthropoda; Insecta; Blattodea; Termopsidae. Gene Ontology annotation, molecular function: protein tyrosine phosphatase activity. Gene Ontology annotation, cellular component: cytoplasm; nucleus.